Messenger RNA from Budorcas taxicolor (takin), 576 nucleotides. RefSeq names its product interferon lambda-3-like. NCBI's taxonomy places the organism in Eukaryota, Metazoa, Chordata, Mammalia, Artiodactyla, Bovidae. Gene Ontology annotation, molecular function: cytokine activity. Gene Ontology annotation, biological process: cell surface receptor signaling pathway via JAK-STAT; positive regulation of immune response; defense response to virus. The coding region runs from base 1 to 576 and encodes 191 amino acids. The record is from RefSeq and is a predicted model, not a curated record. The transcript is spliced from 5 exons.
AUGGCCCCGGGCUGCACGCUGGUGCUGGUGCUGAUGCUGAUGACUGCAGGAGCAGUUCCUGUGCCCUCUGCCUCCAGGGCCCUCCCACCUGCCAGGGGCUGCCACAUGGCCCAGUUCAAGUCUCUGUCCCCUCAAGAGCUGCAGGCCUUCAAGACGGCCAGGGAUGCCUUUGAAGACUCGCUCUUGCAGAAGGACUGGGACUGCAGCGGCCGCCUGUUCCCCAGGACCCGGGACCUGAAGCACCUGCAGGUGUGGGAGCGCCCCGUGGCUCUGGAGGCAGAGCUGGCCCUGACUCUGACGGUCCUGGAGGCCAUGGCUAACUCGUCCCUGGGCCACACCCUGGAGCAGCCCCUUCUCACGCUGCAGCACAUCCACUCCAAGCUCCAGGCCUGUGUCCCAGCUCAGCCCACAGCAGGCCCCAGGCCCCGGGGCCGCCUCCACCACUGGCUGCACCGGCUCCAGGAGGCCCAAAAGAAGGAGUCCCAGGACUGCCUCGAAGCCUCCGUGAUGUUCAACCUCUUCCGCCUCCUCACCCGGGACCUGAAAUGUGUUGCCAGUGGAGACCAGUGUGUCUGA